CGAGCCAGAGCCGGGAGCCAGCGCUGCCGCUCACAAAGCGCGGACUGCGCGGCGGCGGCGGCAGGAGCAGGAGCGAGGCCAGAGCUUCCCCGCGACCGGACCACAGGAGCUCCCGCCACUCGGACGCGGGGACACGGGCCAGCCCCCAAGAUGCCGGCGAUGGCGGUGCUGGCGGCCGCGGCGUGGUGCCUCCUGCAGGUGCACGGCCGGCGCCUGGACGCGCUGGCGGGGCGCGCGGGCCCCAACGGCAAUUUCCUGGACAACGACCAGUGGCUGAGCACCGUCUCGCAGUACGACCGCGACAAGUACUGGAACCGCUUCCGAGACGAAGUUGAGGAUGAUUAUUUCAGGAACUGGAAUCCCAGCAAGCCCUUCGACCAAGCCCUGGACGCGUCCAAGGACCCCUGCCUGAAGGUGAAGUGCAGCCCUCACAAGGUGUGUGUGACCCAGGACUACCAGACGGCCCUGUGUGUCAGCCGCAAGCACCUGCUUCCCAGGCAAAAGAAGGGGACUGUGGCCCACAAACACUGGGCGGGACCUUCGAAUCUGGUCAAGUGCAAACCCUGCCCAACCGCACAGUCAGCCAUGGUCUGCGGCUCUGAUGGCCACACCUACACAUCCAAGUGCAAGAUGGAGUUCCACGCCUGUUCCACUGGCAAGAGCCUCAGCACCCUCUGUGACGGGCCCUGCCCAUGUCUCCCCGAGCCCGAGCCUCCGAAGCACAAGGCAGAGAAGAAUGCCUGCACGGACAAGGAGCUGAGGAACCUCGCCUCCCGGCUGAAGGACUGGUUCGGAGCCCUUCAUGAGGACGCCAACAGGGUCAUCAAGCCCACCAGCUCCGAGGCGGCCCAAGGCAGGUUUGACACCAGCAUCCUGCCCAUCUGCAAGGACUCCCUGGGCUGGAUGUUCAACAAGUUGGACAUGAACUAUGACCUCCUGCUUGACCACUCGGAGAUCAAUGCCAUCUACCUGGACAAGUACGAGCCCUGCAUCAAGCCUCUCUUCAACUCCUGUGACUCCUUUAAGGACGGCAAGCUCUCCAACAAUGAGUGGUGCUACUGCUUCCAGAAGCCGGGAGGUCUCCCUUGCCAGAAUGAAGUGAGCAGGAUCCAGAAGCUGAGCAAGGGGAAAAGCCUGCUGGGAGCAUUCGUACCGCACUGUAACGAGGAGGGCUACUACAAAGCCACGCAGUGCCACGGCAGCACUGGCCAGUGCUGGUGCGUAGACAAGUACGGGAACGAGCUGGCGGGCUCCAGGAAGCAGGGCGCUGUGAGCUGUGAAGAGGAGCAGGAGACCUCGGGGGACUUCGGCAGCGGCGGCUCCGUGGUGCUGCUGGACGACCUCGAGGACGCGCGGGAGCCGGGGCCCAAGGACCAGCCGGGGAGGCUGCGGGCGCACACCCGGGCGACCGAGGACGAUGAGGACGAGGACGACGACAAGGAGGACGAGGUCGGCUACAUAUGGUAGUGCCCGCGGGGAGAGGGCACGGCCCACGGCCGGCACAGACUGCAGGUCCCUUCCCGUCCCGCAUCUGUAUCUCAGACUCCGCGCACCACGGCCUCUCCUCCCUGCUGCUCUCCGGCGGGCCUGCCAUCCGGACGACCCCUGUUCCCAGAGCUUUCCGAUUGUGCGCGGGCUGUGUGGGGAGGAAGGUGUUGUUUGGUGUUUGGACGGGACUGGCUGCCGAAGGAGAGCCUCCUCCCCUCCCAUGAGACUUGUCCAGCGAGCAUGUGGUGGACGUGGGGUUCUGACGGUGCAGGGAGCCCCACCCUCUCAACAUCAAAGACCCUUCCCGACUCCCCACUCCAGUGGUUGUACAGCAUGGUUCCCGCCUUACGGUGUCUAAGUGCUUUUCUUCUGUCUCGUGGAUGUCGUGGGAAACACGCCACACCGUCCUUCCUUCCCCCCCGCGCCCGCCACCCCUGGUGUGUGUUGUUAAAAAUUAGUUACUCCCGUCACUGUAUCUGGCUUCCUACAAACAACGGCCUUAAUUCAGUCAAGAAUCCUUUUGGGGAACUGGUUUUCUUUAUUAAGAAUGGUCUCUGGACACUUCUCUGUGUGUGUGUGUGUGUGUGUGUGUGUGUGUAUGUGUAAAUAUGCACACAUUUACAGAGAGACCGUGUGUGGAAGCCAGGUUCACACCCGCUCAGAAAACAAUGACAGCUUGUCCAACCCGGAUCACAAUUCUGGAACAAAGUGUCCCCAGGUCCGUUUUUGCACUAACACUUGGCACUGGUAGCUGCAGGCGGAGGAGGGUCCUUCCUGGAGCCCCUUUGACUAGGAUGGGCCUCUGUCUGCCGAACUCACCUGUCCUGCCCAAACCAUGCAACCCCGCGUGGGCCGCUUCACAAGCCAUUCCCCUCAUUCCACCCGAAGCCCCGGGCGCAGCAUCCUGUCUGCCCAGGGUCCCGCCUCCCCUGCCUACCAAGGGCUUCUCUAAGGCAUGGCCACAUGCCCCUGCUCACCAAGAGUCAGUACACGUAUUUCUUAGGAGAAGAAAAAUUAGGAUUCUGAACUCCAGGUUUAGCAUUUGCCCCCAAUUCCAUCCACAAAUCAUGAUGUGAGACACAAGCAAUACAGGAUCCCCCACCGAGGCCUAGAAAGAGCUUCAGAGUGAGGGUUGGACUUUCAGAGCCAGUCCCGUCUCCACACCCUCACCCACAUCAGUGUCAAGGUCCGAAUGAAGAAAGCCCUUCGCCAUUUGUGCUUCUUUCCCUCAGUAACAUUUGGUGGAGUCGUCACUGCCCCCGGCUCCAGGAUGAGUACCAAAGAGCAGUCUUCAGCGUGGCCCCUGCCAUUCAGUGCAGGCCCUGCAGCACCUGGCCACCUGGGUGCCCCACCAGCCACCCGGCAAGGCUCUCUGCCCCACAUUUGUUUUUCUUCCUGUCCCUGUAAGCUCCAGCUAGUCCACAAAAAGACGUAAACUCAGGAAAAAAAAAAAAAAAAAAAGAAUGGAUUCAGCCAAACCAUGAUCGCAGUGGCAGCUGACCAACUGUCCACCCCAAAAUGCCCAUUUCUCUGUACUUUCCCUACUCACCUCAGCUAGCCUUUUCCAACCUGGACAAAGUGGCUGUAGUCUCAGAUGGGAAAUGAACAAGCCUGAUGUAGCGAAUCCCUUAGGCCCCAUAGACGCAAGGGUAGCCAGGACCCUGGAUCCCAGACGUAGGGAGGUCACUGGUAAGCUCGGUAUUCAGAUCGCAACUCCCUCACCUCCCUGUUAAUGUUCUUUUCCUAACCUGCACAAAACUUUGAGGUCAUCGUCUAGAAAACAGGUGCUUCAUUGCAGCUAAAUUACAAGAGAGUAUAUAAAAAAAGACAUUAAAAAAAAUCUCAGUGUAGGCCCUCAAAGAAAACCAUUGUCACCGUCUCCUCCAAGCUUGGGACAAUGCACGAGAGGAGAAAUUAAAAUCAACAAAUUGAUUUCCCUUAGCAAAACUAAUUAUCUUAUGACAAGUGUCAGAUUAAAGACACUUAAAGCUCCUUGACAUUAGCUUAAUGAUGGAGAAGAGUGCUCAGGAGUCGGUUCCCAGGAAGUGCUGAGCUGCUCCUUUUCAGAGGCAUUCCAAGAAGGUAUCUGGCUCAUCAAAAUAUGACAUAAGAAGCCCUCCUGCCAGGAGAAUCCCGGGACAGCAGAGCCCCAUUAGCCACUUCUUGUGCCUCACACUGGCAUGGCAGCACUAGAUUCUUUAAAAUAUUUAAUGAUUUCCACUUGUGAACAUUACUAAAGAUUAGAUUCUUUUAGUUACGUUGGCCUUAGAAGGAGAAUUGUUGCUUCCUUUCUUUGGCAGGAGUCCUUUAGGUAGUGACAAGGUAUCCAUAAAAAUUAUUAUGAAAAUACUUCUGUGAUUAUCUAGUCCCUUGUCUGAGAUGGGCAUUGAAUCCUCGCUCAUUUUUGGAAGCUUCUUUGCUAAUAAUUUUAUUCAUAUUUCAUAAAGACUUCUUUCCUUGGCAUCCAACUUAAAUCCUAGAAUUUUCUCCCACCAUGCUUAGGUGUCUGCCACAUCGAUGUCUUUUUGUGUCCACGGAUAUUCUAGGCAUGGAAGCCACGCCAUGUGGAAUAUGAGGUUUUGGAUCGGUGUCCCCUCUGUAGGCCCGUUCCCCAGGCCCAGCAGGGAAUGACGAUGCCUUGCCCAGGUCUGCCCUCUGCCUCGCCCAGGAUUCCAUUCUUUUGUUUUCAUCUUGGCCACACUGUACAGUAACAUCCCAGAGUCCUUUCUGCAGUGGGUGGUUCGGGUCUUUUUAUACCUUUUUCUCAAUGUCGCUGAUGUGUGUCCCUGUUCCGUGUGUAGCAUUUGUAACGAGAGCCACCAAAUCCCAGUGUCAGUUUGCUGUCCCUCUUGUAAAUGGAAUAGUGAUGUAGACAACUAGUAAAUUCUGAAUGCUUUUUGACGUAGACUUAUCUGGAAUGUGAACAUGACUCUUUGGUUAAUAGUAACUGCUUAACUGUAGUCCCGAGUAGGUGCAUUUCUGUCUGUCUCAGUAAAUUUUAAUUUGUCUGCA
Pipistrellus kuhlii (Kuhl's pipistrelle) is the source of this 4500-nucleotide messenger RNA. RefSeq names its product SPARC (osteonectin), cwcv and kazal like domains proteoglycan 1 (gene SPOCK1). Gene Ontology annotation, molecular function: calcium ion binding; protein binding. NCBI's taxonomy places the organism in Eukaryota, Metazoa, Chordata, Mammalia, Chiroptera, Vespertilionidae. Bases 151 to 1467 code for a protein of 438 amino acids. The transcript has 12 exons. The record is from RefSeq and is a predicted model, not a curated record.